Fopius arisanus is the source of this 1869-nucleotide messenger RNA. Its product is annotated as elongation factor Tu, mitochondrial. Gene Ontology annotation, molecular function: GTP binding; GTPase activity; translation elongation factor activity. The coding region runs from base 71 to 1480 and encodes 469 amino acids. Gene Ontology annotation, cellular component: mitochondrion. The transcript is spliced from 4 exons. Lineage: Eukaryota; Metazoa; Arthropoda; Insecta; Hymenoptera; Braconidae. Gene Ontology annotation, biological process: mitochondrial translational elongation. The record is from RefSeq and is a predicted model, not a curated record.
AUUUCCUACUUACGUAAUUAGGAAUAGUAGCGCUUCGUGCGUUCACUUCGUAAAACUACAAUUGGAAAACAUGGCCUUGGUGACCGCUCGUGCAGUUUUAAGCCCAGUGAUUCGCAGGACUGUCAAGCAGAUCCUGUUUAGCCGUCAGUUUGGAAAAUGCCAACGGAGGAGUCAGAUCAAUGGCCAGAGAUUUUUACCUCAAAUUACGCAGCAGAGGUUUUACGCUGAGAAGAAAGUAUUCACCAGAGACAAACCACAUUGCAAUAUCGGUACGAUUGGUCAUGUUGAUCAUGGCAAGACCACCCUCACUGCUGCAAUAACAAAAGUUCUCGCUGAGAAGGAGUUGGCAACAGCAAAGGGCUACAGCGAAAUCGACAAUGCCCCCGAGGAAAAAGCCAGAGGAAUCACAAUAAACGUAGCCCACGUUGAAUAUCAGACUCCAAAUCGUCACUACAGCCACACCGAUUGUCCUGGCCACGCUGAUUACAUAAAGAACAUGAUCACAGGAACAGCUCAGAUGGACGGGGCGAUUCUAGUGGUAGCAGCUACCGACGGUGCAAUGCCACAGACAAAAGAGCAUUUGAUUCUCUCCAAACAAAUUGGCAUUCAACACAUCAUUGUGUUCAUCAACAAAGUUGAUGCAGCUGACAAUGAGAUGGUUGAGCUCGUGGAGAUGGAGAUUCGUGAGCUGAUGUCAGAGAUGGGAUACGAUGGAGAUAAAAUACCGAUAAUCAAAGGCAGUGCAUUAUGUGCACUCGAGGGAAAGAAUCCAGAAAUGGGAACCGAUGCUAUUCUGAAAUUACUCGAGGCUGUUGACGAUAGUAUUCCAACGCCAGUCAGAGAUCUCGAUAAACCCUUCAUGAUGCCAGUUGAAGCUGUUUACUCAAUUGCUGGACGUGGAACAGUUGUUACUGGUCGUCUGGAGCGUGGAAUAAUCAAGAAGGGAAUGGAUUGCGAGUUUGUUGGUUAUAAUAAAAAUUUCAAGACCACCAUUACCGGUAUUGAGAUGUUCCACCAAAUUUUGCCACAGGCAGAGGCUGGCGAUCAGCUGGGGGCCCUCGUCAGGGGUGUCAAGAGAGACGAAAUCAGGAGGGGAAUGGUGAUGUGUAAACCAGGUACUGUCAAGGCUAACGAUCAUGUUGAGGCGCAGGUUUAUAUUCUCAGUCCAGAGGAGGGAGGCAGGACGAAACCCAUUGCCAGUUUUAUGCAGCUUCAGAUGUUCAGUAAGACCUGGGACUGCGCUGCACAGAUUAGUAUUCCUGAUAAGGCUAUGGCCAUGCCUGGCGAAGACACGACAUUGGAUAUUAAACUUUUGAAGCCGAUGGUCUGUGAGAAGGGGCAGAGAUUCACCCUCCGUGAUGGUACAAAAACCCUAGGAACGGGUGUUGUUACGAAUGUUAAAAAAUUAAUGACUGACAAGGAACGUGGAUCCUUGCUAGACGGAAAGAAAGCAAGGGAAAAGGCCGCGGUAGCCCAGUAAUUAUUAUUAACAUCAUUUAAAAAAUUGAUUAACUGUCUCUGCAGUUUUUUUUUUACGUACCAGCGUAGUGUAUAUCAAGAAAAGAAUAAUAUCAUUUCAAUUUGUAAUUUGCAUUGUAUGUGGCAAGAAAAAAAAUAAUGAAAUCUCCUGAACAGAACAUUCCCCAGGGAUUCAUGAUUUAGCAGUGUUGUAAUUUCACCUCAAACCAUUGAUGUCGAUUAUUUGAAAUAAUUACGAUAAUUAGGGUGAUAAUUGUGAUUGCAUUCACACCGUUUUGAUUAAUAAGACAUCUCCGUACUUUGAACUUUUUACAAUAUUCGAGGUAAAGUCAUUCAUUGUAUUCGCAAAGAAUAAAAAUAAUAUUAAUUAAAUAAAAGAAUGGAAAAUGU